CUUGUACCCGUUUUUUUUUUAGUCAAUUAACUUAUUUUUCAAGUCAAGAUUUUACAAGUAUUCCGUAUUAUGGUAUGGUUAAACAUUGUAGCAGGAGUAGGUGUACUGGCAGUUUUGAUAAUCCUGAAUGUAGCAUGGUCGCUUUAUAAAAAAAGACACAUUUUUAAAUUUGCGAAAAAUUUUAAGGGUUUUACGUUCUAUCCACUAUUUGGAUACUAUUGGCGACUUAGAAACGCAGAUGUCUACGAGGCGAUACGCACAGAAGCCAAGGAAUUGGGACUACCAUGCAACUUAUGGUUAGGCCAUAACUAUAUACAUAUUACAGACGAUGCAGAAGUUGUAAGAGUUAUACUUAACCAUCCAGAUAGUUUGAAUAAAGCUUGUGUCUAUGAUCUAGUCAAGAUAGUAUUUCAAGAUUGCCUUCUCCUUUACGAUGCUGAAGAUUGGAAAGUGCGACGGAAGUUUUUCGCGAAAAGUUUUAGCCAGCCUUUUACAAUAAUAGCAAUACAAUAUACUUUUACAAUAAUAGCAAUGUGUUGCUAGAUGUGCUACGCAAUGGUUACGAGGAUCUCUUCAGCGUGUUUGGUCGUUAUACCUACGACACAUUUUGCGACAUAAUUGUCGGCAAGAGCUUCAACUUACAAAUUGAUCCCAGCAAUAGACUGAUAGAGGAUAUGGACGCAGCCCAGAAAUAUUUGGGAGAAAAUAGUAUGGCGGGAAUUACGUUUGGUCUUCUAUUUCAACUGAAGGCUCUUGUUACUAAUGGAUGGAGCACGUUUGCACUGAUAAAUAAAUUAAGAAAACUUAGUUCCAGUAUGACCGACUUUAGGAGAAAAGAACUGCAGAAGUAUCCAGUUGUAGGAUCCCAGUUAUCGUUUCUGGAUGCAAUGAUAAGCCGAGGUGACCUUUUUCAUCCAAGCAUUAUGUCCAAAGAAUUACUGGUUUUUGCAUUAGCCGCUACAGACACUACUGGAAACGCAUUGGCUUUUACUUUCACAUUAUUGGGAAUGCAUCCAGAAAUCCAGGAAAAAGUAUAUGAAGAGGUAAUAACGGAGAUUGGUCGCGAUACACCAAUUGAAAUAGAUCAUUUACCAAAAUUGAAAUAUACGGAAAGAGUUAUAUCCGAAAGUAUGAGAAUACUUCCGCCCGUUAAUAUGGUGGCCAGAUAUAUUAAUAAGGACAUUCAAAUUGGAGACAAAACAUUUCCUAAAGGAGCCAAUGUACUGAUUUAUACCCUUGCACUUCACCGUAAUAGCAAAUAUUGGCCAAACCCCGAGAAGUUUGACCCAGACAGGUUUCUACCAGAAGAAAUUGCCAAAAGACCGUCGUCUUGCUACAUACCGUUUUCGUGGGGGCCAAGGAAUUGCAUAGGCAAAGUAUACGCAAUGAUGUCUAUGAAAGUGGUGGUGGCCAAUGUGAUACGAAACUUUCGGGUAUCAUCCAAGUAUCGCUCGAUUGAUGACAUGGAGAUGAGAUGCUUUAUCACAAUGAGAACGAUAAAUGAUAUCGACUGCCAUUUUUCACCCAGAAAUUAAUUAAAGAUAUUUU
Molecule: messenger RNA, 1548 nt
Organism: Sitophilus oryzae (rice weevil)
Lineage: Eukaryota; Metazoa; Arthropoda; Insecta; Coleoptera; Curculionidae
Product: cytochrome P450 3A19-like
Exons: 12
Coding region: 675-1535 (286 amino acids)
Molecular function (GO): iron ion binding; monooxygenase activity; heme binding
Source: RefSeq, a predicted model, not a curated record